AGGCAGAAACGCCCAGUCUGUUGGCUGCAGGUUCGUAAGUGCGCGAGCGCGUGGGUCUUUUCUAGGGGUGUGUGCAUCUCAUCAUUACUCCACAACACCGAUCAGACACCACACAUCAACCUACGACAGGUCACGGAGGAGCAGUACAUCACUCGCCCUGGAAACCGACGCGUUUACGCAGCAUCCACACGACCGCGCCUUUCAAAGCGUUUAUCAGCGCGCUCGUUCCCAAAUUCAACCGGAGUCCUACAGGACAAAAGUGCCAUCUGAUACCGGACAAUGACAGUGACCCAGAGCCGGAGAUAGGGAUGGAUGCGAGAGUGUGCAGGAUGCUCGUCCUGGUUGGUGUUUUUGCGCUUUGGGUACCGGCGAUCGCGGAGGUGAAUGGAGAAGAUGGCUACCUGAAUGCUGUCCAGAAUACAGUUCCUCUGUCCUGCUCUGAGGGAUUCACUGAGUUGGGUUACUACAAUGGCACCGUUUCUCAGACCGACUCCGGUUCACCCUGUCUGAAGUGGACGGAGUUUCCAGAUUACGUGCAGCAGUAUCCGGGCAGGGGUCUGGGAGAGCACAACUUCUGUCGAAAUCCUGACCGCGAGUCAAACCCAUGGUGCUUUUUUAGACAGAGCUCAGGAGCCAUCGGAUGGGCCUACUGCGACUGUCACCAGGGAGCGGUCAGGUUAGCAGGGGGUUCGUCCUCUAACAGCGGCCGUCUUGAGGUCUACCUGAAUGGCCAAUGGGGGUCAGUUUGUGACACACACUGGACGGACCGUGAUGCCAGCGUGGUUUGCCGGCAGCUUGGACUGGGUGAGAUUGGCACGGCUCUUCAGCACUCAUAUUUUGGCCCCGGUUCCGGGCUCUUUCACUACGCCCGCCUUGGCUGCCGUGGCGAUGAGAAAUCCCUGCUGCAGUGCAGGAGCAGGAAGUUUGUUACUAGCGACUGUAACCAUGGAAACGAAGCCGGAGUGGUGUGCGCACCACCUGAAGGUAAUGGACCUCCGCUGCGGUUAGUUGGAGGACAAGAGGACUUUGAGGGUCGAGUCGAGGUCUUUCAUGAAGGCCGCUGGGGGACCAUCUGUGAUGACCAGUGGGAUGAUAUGGAUGCUGAGGUGGUCUGUAGACACCUCGGACUGGGAGGUAUACCGAAGGCCUGGUCAUGGGCUCAUUUUGGGCAAGGCAGUGGGCCGAUCCAGCUGGAUGCAGUACAGUGCACAGGCAAUGAACUCUCUUUGGACGAGUGUCGUCACAGUGGAUGGGAACAGCACAACUGCGAUCAUAUGGAAGACGCCGGGGUGUCAUGCAACCCCUAUACAGAUGGGGUGGUGAGACUGGUCGAUGGUGAUAACCCAUGGGAGGGACGUCUGGAAGUCUAUCACUCCGGAGAUUGGGGUACAGUAUGUGACGACAGCUGGACUGAGCAGCAUGCACAGGUGGUCUGUAGACAGCUGGGAUUCAGGGGCGGUGCGGAGGUCGUGGCCACUGGGGUGUUUGGAGAAGGAACAGGAUUGAUUUUGUUGGACGAUGUUGAGUGUGAGGGUAGCGAAGCCUCCCUGCUGGAGUGUAAACAUAGCGUUUGGGGUCGACACGAUUGCUCACACAGCGAAGAUGUUGGAAUACGCUGCCACAGGGCAGAAAACAAUGAGGUCCCACUAGCUCCGGAAACUACUGGGCCGCUGGUACGAUUGGUGGGCGGAGAUAACAGGAAGGAGGGCAGGGUGGAGGUGUUUCUCAACGGUGAAUGGGGCGGAGUUUGCGAUCAUGGCUGGAACGAUGUCAACGCUGCCAUCGUCUGCAGACAGCUCGGUUUCACCGGGGUGGCAAAAACACGUCCGAUGGGUUUUUAUGGAGCAGGGAAGGGGACCAUCCACCUGACCAAUGUGAGGUGCACUGGAAAGGAGUCGUUUCUUGGGGAGUGCCCUGCUAAAGGACAGGACACCCACGUGUGUAAGCACGGACAGGAUGCGGGUGUGAUGUGCGAUUACAUGCCCGAGCCGGAGGCUGAUAUAGCAGUGGUGGGAACACACACCUGUGGGUUAAGAGCUGGCGCUGAGAGACGCAGCAAGAGGAUUGUGGGAGGAUAUAAAUCUCUCAGGGGCGACUGGCCCUGGCAGGCGUCCCUAUGGCUCAGAUCUCAGUCUAAAGGGAAUCAGCCUCUAUGUGGUGCUACUCUCAUAAACUCCUGCUGGCUGCUCACCGCUGCUCACUGCUUCAAACGGUUUGGAAGUGAAGCAUCGCGGUACGUGGUGAAGCUCGGGGAUUAUCACACGCAGGAGCAGGAUGACUUUGAACGCGUGCUGUCUCCAGAGCACAUCCACGUGCACAGGAAGUACCGCACAGAGAGCUGGGAGCACGACGUGGCUCUGAUCCGGCUAAAGGGGGCGGAGGGAAAGUGUGUGGCUUUUAAUCCCCACACGAACGCUGCCUGUCUGCCCGCACCUGGGAGCAUGUGGGGCAAAAGACCUUCGUCCUGUGUCAUCACUGGCUGGGGAGUGACUGACACAGAGCAUCCUAACACUCUUCUCCAGGCCUGGGUUCCUCUUUUGCCCUCCUGGCAAUGUAAGAAGCGCUACGGCGAGCGCUUCACAAGCCACGACAUGUUGUGUGCCGGCACCAUGUCCUCUGACCUCCGAAAGCAUGCCGACAGCUGCCAAGGUGACAGCGGGGGUCCGCUUGUGUGUCAGGGUGAGACGGGGCGCUGGGUACUCACAGGAGUCAUUUCCUGGGGUCACGGCUGCGGUGACCCCUCUUACCCAGGCGUAUAUUCGAGGGUCAGCCGUUACCUGCAGUGGAUCGAACAGGUGACGCACAGCACCGCCCCUCUUCAGCACUAAAUCUCUCUCUCUAAGAGGUCCUUGACACUUCUGAACAACAGGACUCUUGAAAAGGAGAAACAGGAGCCUGAAAGUGUUUAACAUCGUUCUGCUCUACGCUUUGACCUCCCUGUCCUCUGCAAAAGCACUGGAUCUAAUCUCCAUCUGUACAGUUUCAUGUAGUCUUAGCAUUUAGAGAUUAGAAGUGUUGCUUGCUCUCAGAAAGAGCCACGCAUAUUGAGUAUGUGAAUCUGGGGAAUUAUAGAAUGAACAAUGUGAUGUUAAAGGAACAGUUCACUAAAAAUCAAAAAAUUUUGUCGUCAUUUACUCAUCCAUUAUGAAAGAAAAUAGUGAAAAUGACAAAAAUACAUCAUAAAUUAAGUUUAUGAAUAAAACUCAAAUCCUGUAGAUGGAGCCCAUAAAAUUGCUUUUGUGAUAGGUUGCAAAGCUCGGGAAUUUUGAAAAAAUUCCACGUUGGAAAAUUGAGGAAUUAAAGGAAAUCAUUUGUAAAUUUUGGGUAAUUUAUACAAACUGUAUCACUCACAAACAUUAGCUUCCUCAAUAUCUGACUCAUCUUCAUCCGUGUGCCCCAACUCCCAUAUAUUGCCGUGUUUUUCCACGGCAACUUUCCGAAAUUCCCAGAACUUUGCAACUGUAUUGACAGAUCACAAUUCAAGCCUUUAUGUGCAUUACUAUAUGGGAGGAUCAUACAGUAGAUAAACACAUAAAGGUUAUCAAAUGAUAAGACAUGAUUUUAAUUUUUAGGUGAACUGCACCUUUAAAAGAAGUAUCUGAUUCUGUUGUGCAUUUAAACUUUGUAGUGCUAUCCAGGGGCUGCAGUGCAUGUUAAUGUAUGUAUCGCAUUCAAAAGCCAUUCAGUGCAGCUGCCCAAGCCUUCUGCAUGGUAGGAAAAGGUAACGUAAGCUCUGCACCUUAACUGGUUUAAGGAAACCGAAGGGAUUCCCAUGGGGGUUCAGCUUUCUUUAUUUAACAGAACGCUUGAACUCUGAUGUUUGAAGAAACAUUAUCAGUGUCGUGGAUUAGACAAGUAGAAACAAAGUCACACAUUUUUUAGAUAGCUGACAGUUGAAGUGAUCUUUAAAGCCAUGAGUCUUCUAUAAAUGUAUCUCAAUGUGACAAAGUGCAACAAAGCCUUGUUUUACAUCAUGUCAAUCAUGACGGUAAUAUUAAGCUCUUCGAAUUCACAUUCAUUUUCUUAGUAUGAUCCAGAACUAAAAUAAAUGUUUAGUUUGAUCUCAGUAGAUGUUUUAAGGCUUAGGUGACAUUUUAGAGGAUUAGCCUAACGUGACUUUUCUCUUAUGGUCAGUUUGGUUCAGUUUGUAAUGGUGAUUUGAUACAAUGUGUAUCAUUAGGUAAAAGAAGUAUUACAAUUAAUAAUGGUGGUGGUUUUAUAAGGGUGUUAUCAAGAGAGUUUCUUAAAGUCUAGAAAGGAAGUUUUGGACAUUCUCUACAUCUUUGUUAACUGUCUGUGUAAUGAGAUUGUAUUUUGUAGCAUCUUUAACUCUUCUUGUUCUUUGUUUUGUGAACUGUGUGUUUUCAUCCAGUGGGUGGCGAUAUUGUGUUUUAUUACUCAAUAGGAGAUCCAUUCUGUUUUGUGCUGUAAAUAGAAAAAUCUCUUCAAUCUGUUUCUCAUUUUAAUUCCUAAUGAUUCUUGUUCUAUUAAUAACAUAAUUCAUGAUACAUUGAUGCAAAUUUUACAGUCAUGUGUUAAGUUGGUAAGUAACAAGGGCUCUUUAAAAUUGGUCAUUAACAGUGGCAGUAGGCUAAUGUAAAUACAGUAGGAAGUGACAUCAUGAGAAAUGAAGCAUGGCUGAGAAUAGCGAGAGAUUUUUUUUUAUUAUUUCCAAUUUAGUUUUUUUAGUUUUUUUUUAGUUUUGUUACCUUAAAAUUUGGACUUAAUGUGAAUCUAAAUAAUGAUUUAAAUAUAACUGACUGAGCAAAAGAAAAAUGGCACUUUAGUGCAUUAGGAACUUCAAUGUAAGGUUGACUUUUUUAUUUUUAGGUAUGUCUCUAUUUUUGUAUGGACAUUAAUGUCUAUUUUUAUGUUCCUUAAUGCGUAAACUACACUCUAAAAAAUGAUUGGGUUGGGUAAAAAAGGGAUGAGCCAAAACCCCUUGGGUUAUAAUUUAUCCUAUGAUGGGUUGUUUUAAUCCACCUGCUGGGCUUGUCCCCUUUUGACCCAAUGCUGGGUUAAAAAUAACCCUGCAUUUUUUAGACUGUAUUUAUUAUAACAAAAAUGUUCACUCCCUGAAACACAGGCACAAUUUACUGCGAGAUGUACUUUAAAAACAGUUCUUAACAUGAAAAAAAAUUAUUCUGCCUGCUUUUAUUAUUAAUGCAUAUUUUAAUAAUCUGAUAUUGCCUGCUGAAUUAGUUAACAGGCAUAUAUUAUUUAUGUAUUCUUAAUGUAAGUGGAGCCAAGCCUUCCAAUAGGCCUGCAUUUCUAUGGCAUUAUAUUUUAUUGCUAUAAAAUCCAGCAGGCCUAUACAUUCCAUAAUGGAUUUAGAAGAAACAGGAAGAGCUCAUAUUUCAAAUUACAUCUUUUUUUACUUCAUUAGGUCUAGUGGGAGUAAUUGGAUAUGUGUUAUAUGGGACUGUCUUGUGCACUUCCUCUUUUGUGUUCUGGAUUUUGCCUGCUCAGAUCUUCAAAAGCCAUCCUAAUAUGUAAAGUAGGCUACUUGGACUGUAUAAAGUGGCCAGUCACAGCAUCAGAGCUUUGGGACUCUUCAUCAGGGGCCAGGAACUCCUCUCUGUAUGCACUGGUUGUGCGAAGGGGUUGAUGUCUGUUGCAUGUCAUGCAAGCAUCUCUUUGUGUGUUUAUGAUGUUCUCAGUCAUUACAAAGUCUUUGAUUUUCUGUAAAAAUGCUUUGAAUAUUUUCAUGUGUGACAAGUGCCAAAAUAAAGUGACCUCUUCUUGUG
Messenger RNA from Misgurnus anguillicaudatus (oriental weatherfish), 5747 nucleotides. Its product is annotated as neurotrypsin. Gene Ontology annotation, molecular function: serine-type endopeptidase activity. The record is from RefSeq and is a predicted model, not a curated record. Gene Ontology annotation, cellular component: membrane. Gene Ontology annotation, biological process: proteolysis. Lineage: Eukaryota; Metazoa; Chordata; Actinopteri; Cypriniformes; Cobitidae.